Molecule: messenger RNA, 1536 nt
Organism: Daldinia caldariorum
Lineage: Eukaryota; Fungi; Ascomycota; Sordariomycetes; Xylariales; Hypoxylaceae
Product: mitochondrial carrier
Exons: 1
Coding region: 405-1373 (322 amino acids)
Biological process (GO): transmembrane transport
Cellular component (GO): mitochondrial inner membrane
Molecular function (GO): S-adenosyl-L-methionine transmembrane transporter activity
Source: RefSeq, a predicted model, not a curated record
CCCGAGAGCUAAAGCUAAACUGCAUAGUUAUUAAUACAACUUAGCAUAACUAUUUAUUUAUCGAUAAAGCUAUCGAUAAUCCAUCCCUCCAGACUCUAUCUAUCAGUCAUAUCGAUAGCUAUUUACAUAGUACCAGGUAGCUUAGCUUAAUAUCCCACCUUCCCGACCUGACAUCACACACCUAGUUAGUCCCUUGCCGGCUUCGGCCCUGACAUUUAUUUAUUGAUUUAGUUUUAUACGUCCCUACCCACCCUUCCUACGUACCUACCUACCUAACCUAAGGUACAUACAAUUAGUCAAGGGGCCAAAUAUCUUCCACCUCUACCUCCACCUAGUUAACCCUCCCUUCCUUUACCUUCCUCCCCUCUCUUCUUUCCCUCCUCCUCCUCCUCCACAUCCUCCCAAUGUCCGCCCAACCCCCGCAGCAAACCCCCUUCGCCACGGCCCUCCUCGCCGGCGGCAUAGCCGGCACCACCGUCGACCUGUCGCUGUUCCCGCUCGACACCCUCAAGACCCGCCUGCAGUCGCGCGAGGGCUUCUUCCCGUCCGGCGGCUUCCGCGGCAUAUACCGGGGCGUCGGGAGCGCGCUGGUCGGGAGCGCGCCCGGCGCCGCCUUCUUCUUCUGCACGUACGAGGGCGUCAAGGGCGCGCUGGAGAGGCGCCGGCGAGAGCGCGCUGAGAUGCGGAGGAGCACCACUACGACGACGACAGGUGGCGGAAGUAAUGACCCGAUACAUGGAAAUCCCCCCGAGAACAACCCCUGGGAACCCCCCCUCGAACACAUGCUCGCAGCGACCCUCGGCGAGGUCGCCGCGUGCGCGGUGCGCGUGCCCACCGAGGUCGUCAAGCAGCGCGCGCAGGCCGGGCUGCACGGGGGCUCGAGCGCGGCGGCGCUGGGCGCGAUCCUAUCGCGGCGGCGGGACGUCGGGCUGGCGGGGGUGUGGCGGGAGCUGUACCGCGGGUGGGGCAUCACGGUCAUGCGCGAGGUGCCCUUCACCGUCAUCCAGUUCCCGCUGUGGGAGGCACUGAAAAGUUGGGGUCGCCGCCGCCAUCAUCAUCAACGGAGAAGUGGUGGUGGUGGUCUGGACCGAAACGUGGAGGUGGGCGCCGGCGAGAGCGCGCUGUACGGCAGCGUGUCGGGCGCCGUGGCGGCGGGCGUCACGACGCCGCUGGACGUCAUCAAGACGCGGGUCAUGCUGUCCAAGGAGCGCGAGAGCGUCUUCGUCGUGCUGAAGGAUCUGCUAGCGAACCACGGGAUACGGCCUUUCUUCGCCGGCAUAGGGCCUAGGGUCAUGUGGAUCAGCGCCGGCGGCGCGAUAUUCCUCGGGAGCUACCAGUGGGCUGUUAAUGCCCUGCAAGGGAAUGUUCUAUGAUACUCAGACAAAUGAUAUGAUACGAUACCCCCACCGCCACCACCUAACAAAAAAAAAAAAAACGGACCGGACCUGGAACGAAAAAGAAUUUUGCGGUAAAUCGAGGUUGAACUACUAGGACAGUCCUCGCUGUAUAUAAAAACGCUUGGGGAGGGGGUAUGUA